Molecule: messenger RNA, 1596 nt
Organism: Anopheles darlingi
Lineage: Eukaryota; Metazoa; Arthropoda; Insecta; Diptera; Culicidae
Gene: SPR
Product: sex peptide receptor
Exons: 6
Coding region: 126-1484 (452 amino acids)
Biological process (GO): G protein-coupled receptor signaling pathway
Cellular component (GO): membrane
Molecular function (GO): G protein-coupled peptide receptor activity
Source: RefSeq, a predicted model, not a curated record
CGUGUCCUGUUUCUUAACACCAUAAGCGAAAGUUAGUCGAUAAAAUCAUCGGUAUAGUGGAGAAGUGGUUUUUGCGAGUGUAAUCAGUGUUCUUAUGUACUUUAUCGUUUGAAAGUGAAUUAAAAAUGUCAAUUGAUGAAAUUUCGCAACCGUCCAACAAUGAUGAAGGUGCCAGCCAACUAGAGUCGACCGUUUCAACGAAGUUUCCGUUCAUGCCUUCAAGUAAUCGCAUGAGCAACGAUUCAACGAUUCUACAAUACAAAUUCUUCCAAAUGGGUCAGCCCCAAACGUACGAUAGGAUUGAAAACAACUCUUACAUUCAAAGUAAUGAUGGUCAAAUCGGUAACGAUAGCUCAUAUAACUACUUUGAUUGUAUUGCAACGGAUGGCAAUGUGUCGUAUUUAAAUGUUUCCUGCGAGACUAUCCUUAGCUACAGCAUCCCCCUUUAUGGAUACUGCACUCCGGCCUUGUUACUUAUAACGUUAACGGCCAAUUCGUUGAUAGUGGUAGUUUUGAGCAAACGGAGCAUGGCCUCACCAACCAAUUUUGUGUUGAUGGCCAUGGCGCUGUGUGAUUUGUUUACAGUACUCUUUCCGGCCCCUGGACUUUUAUACAUGUACACAUUUGGAAACCAUUAUAAACCGUUAUCUCCUCCAUUAGCCUGUUAUAUAUGGAACGCCCUAAAUGAAAUUCUUCCAGCAUUGUGCCAUACCGCUUCAGUGUGGUUAACUUUAGCCUUAGCCGUCCAAAGAUACGUCUACGUCUGCCAUGCUCCAACGGCUCGAACCUGGUGCACUAUCCCUAGAGUUAAAAAAGCGAUUGCAUACAUCUGCACAGCUGCCUUCUUUCACCAAAGUACGAGGUUUUUUGACAAAUCGUAUUCACUCGUAACGAUUGAGUGGAACGGAGAAGAAACCAACGUUUGCCACAUAGAAACAGCCGAGUGGGUGCAUGAAUACAUUAGUGAAGACUUCUAUUAUACAUUUUAUUUUUCUUUCCGGAUAUUAUUCGUCCAUCUGGCACCUUGUGCAAGUCUAGUAGGGCUGAAUGUGCUACUUUUUAGAGCUAUGAAACAGGCUCAGAGGACACGCGACCGUCUCUUUAAGGAUAACAAAAAAAGGGAGUGCAAAAGAUUGCGUGACUCAAAUUGUACCACACUGAUGCUUAUAGUGGUAGUAACUGUAUUUCUGAUCGUAGAAAUACCUCUUGGAGUUAUCACGGCGUUGCACAUCUUGUCUUCGCUGAUCUACGAGUUUCUGGAUUACUAUAUUGCAAAUCUCUUCAUUUUAUUUGCGAAUUUCUUCCUGAUAGUGAGUUAUCCAAUUAAUUUUGCCAUUUACUGCGGAAUGUCCCGACAGUUUCGGGAGGCAUUUAAGGAAAUAUUCAUUAAAUCUAGCAAACAAGCAGGAUCAAAGAAAGAGUGUGGUUCUUCCAAGUAUUCAUUUGUCAAUCAAAGAACGUUUACAAACGAGACAGUGCUAUAACAGAAAAGGUUACCAGUAUCUGUCAUGUAAAAAAUAAUAAAAAAUGCUUAUUCGAAUAUUACAUGUUGCCCAUUACCAGUAACCCAUCAUUCUGGUAGAAGUAUGUCAUCUC